Messenger RNA from Cannabis sativa, 1878 nucleotides. RefSeq names its product fatty acid hydroperoxide lyase, chloroplastic. The record is from RefSeq and is a predicted model, not a curated record. NCBI's taxonomy places the organism in Eukaryota, Viridiplantae, Streptophyta, Magnoliopsida, Rosales, Cannabaceae. The transcript has 3 exons. Gene Ontology annotation, molecular function: monooxygenase activity; oxidoreductase activity, acting on paired donors, with incorporation or reduction of molecular oxygen; iron ion binding. Gene Ontology annotation, biological process: sterol metabolic process. Bases 188 to 1645 code for a protein of 485 amino acids.
UAUUAUGAUUAAAUUUUUUUAGGCAUAGUUGUAUGUAUGCACAUGUUUUUUGGAAGAGCUAGUGAAAUACAAAGACAAAGAAAGACAUUUAUAUGUGCCUCGCGAGUAUCCAUUAUUAAUAGUCACUAUUUCAUACAUACAUACAUGUGAGUCAGUCACAGUACUCAAACAAAAGCAUCUUAAAACCAUGUCUUUUAUGAUGAGCAUGAAUCCUUCUCCCUCCUCGCCACCGCCACCGUUAUCGUCGCCGUCGGAAUCUUCCUCAACGCCGUCAACACUGCCAGUCCGUACGAUCCCGGGAAGCUACGGAUGGCCGUUACUGGGGCCCAUCUCGGACCGGUUAGACUACUUCUGGUUCCAAGGCCCAGAUACGUUUUUCAGAAAAAGAGUGGAGAAAUACAAGAGCACCGUGUUCCGUACCAACAUACCCCCGACCUUUCCUUUCUUCAGCGUUAAUCCGAACAUUGUGGCCGUGCUGGACUGUAAAUCAUUUUCUCAUCUUUUCGACAUGGAAAUUGUCGAGAAAAAGAAUGUUCUUGUUGGAGAUUUCAUGCCCAGUGUCAAUUACACUGGGGAUAUUAGGGUUGGAGCUUAUCUCGACACUUCUGAACCACAACACGCUAAGGUUAAGAACUUCGCAAUGGAUGUAUUAAAACAAAGCUCGAAGAUAUGGGUGGGAGAACUGACAUCAAAUCUGUCGACGAUGUGGGACACAAUAGAAAAAGACGUAUCUGAGAAAUCAUCCUCAUCCUACUUAGCCCCACUUCAAAAGUUCUUGUUCAACUUCCUGGUCAAGUGUCUAAUUGGUGCUGACCCUUCCAACUCCCCCAAGAUUGCAGAGUCUGGCUACAUCAUGCUCGACCGAUGGUUAGCCUUCCAGCUCCUUCCCACUAUCAAGAUUGGGAUCCUUCAGCCUCUUGAGGAGCUUUUCAUUCAUUCUUUUGCCUAUCCUUUUUUCUUGGUCAGUGGUGACUACAAUAACCUCUCCAGUUUUGUAGAGGAAUAUGGUAAAGAAAUAGUAGCGAGAGGUGAAACCGAGUUCGGGCUGAGUAAACAAGAAGCGAUUCACAACCUUCUCUUCAUUUUGGGUUUCAACGCCUUCGGGGGAUUCUCUAUAUUUCUACCGAGCCUACUGGGCACCGUGGCGAGUGACACAACCGAUCUACAACAAAGACUGGUCAAAGAAGUCAGACAAAAUGGCGGGUCAACUCUGACGUUUGACUCGAUCAAAGAAAUGCCACUCGUUCAAUCGGUCGUGUACGAGACUCUCCGGCUCAAUCCACCUGUUCCGCUCCAAUUCGCCAGGGCCAGGAAGGACUUCCGGCUCAGCUCGCACGACGCGGCCUUCGAGGUGAAGAAAGGCGAGCUCCUAUGCGGGUUUCAAAGCCUUGUUAUGAGGGACCCAAAAAUAUUCUCGGAACCGGAGUCGUUCAUCGGGGACCGGUUCAUGAAAGAUAAAGGUCUGUUAGAUUAUCUUUACUGGUCCAAUGGACCUCAAACCGGUGUGCCCAGCGUCACCAAUAAGCAAUGCGCGGGAAAAGAUAUCGUCACGCUUACGGCUUGUUUGAUCUUGGCUUACACCUUCCGUCGUUAUGACUCCAUCAGCGGGAGCUCAAGUUCAAUCACAGCCCUUAAAAAGGCUUAAACUACUGAAUCAGAGGAGUAUGGUGAUGGUGAUGGUAAUGACAAACUUACAACAUGCAGGAUGAUGAUGUGUUUAAAUAAUUUUAUUAGGGAGAAAAAAGAGAUAUUAGUAUCGGUAUAAUUUAAUAUUAAAUUUUAUAUAUUUUAAUUUAAUAAAUAAUUGCCAAAAAUAAUAAAAUAGGUAAUAAAAUUGUGAUGUUGUUGAUGAUUAGAAGAAGAUAACUUUCUGGGACA